CGGGAGCCUCUAGCAUCAUCCAAUGCAUAAACCCCACAAAGCUUGCUCAGCGCAGAAAAUGUGGAUUAAGAUUCGGGCCUUUCCCACUCUAGAUCAGGAGUAGACUUCGGCCAGUGAGUAUAGGAAUCCUGGUAGAUAAAACUGGGAAACCGAGCAAACCUCACUGCUAUCGGUCUCCAUUUUCCUCUUCCGGCGCGUUUUCUUUACUUUCACUCUACUUCAAAGCUCAGGGGUGUGUUUGCUGUCGGAGAGCCAGAGACACACUUCGCAUUCUGGACACUCACAAACUCGAUCAAAUUUGCAGGAACUGCUUUGUAAUAACGACCGUAGUGUGGAAAUCGCAAGUCUUCGUCUGCUAAGAAUAUUUCGUCUGUGAAGGAAAAUGAGAAGAACUGAUUGAUUUCUGAUAGAUCUCGCUCGAGUGCGAUGAAGUUUUCAUCUCGUUUUAAUCUCAAAUUCCAGAGGCCAUGUGCAAUGAUUUGGUUAUGGAUUGCUUUGGUACUCCUGCUGCAGAAUAGUAGAGGACUGGUCUCAGCAUCCAAUUAUUUGAUUGGGCUUGGAAGCUAUGACAUUACAGGACCUGCCGCUGAUGUUAAUAUGAUGGGAUACGCUAACUCAGAGCAGAUCACAGCUGGGAUUCACUUCAGGCUCAGAGCUCGCACUUUUAUCGUUGCAGAGCCAGAAGGGAACAGGGUAGUAUUUGUAAAUCUCGAUGCUUGCAUGGCUUCACAAAUUGUAACAAUCAAGGUGAUUGAGAGGUUGAAGGCAAGGUAUGGGGACCUAUAUACUGAAAAUAAUGUAGCUAUUAGUGGAAUUCACACGCAUGCUGGCCCUGGGGGUUAUCUCCAACAUGUGGUGUAUAUUGUAACAUCCCUUGGAUUUGUACAACAGUCGUUUGAUGUCAUUGUUGACGGGAUUGAGAAAAGUAUUAUAGAAGCCCAUGAAAAUAUCCGGCCUGGGUCAGUUUUUGUAAGUAAUGGGGAGCUCUUAGAUGCUGGUGUUAACCGCAGUCCUAGUGCUUAUUUAAAUAAUCCUGCAGCAGAGCGAGGUAAAUACAAGUAUGAUGUUGAUAAGGAAAUGACCCUUUUAAAGUUUGUAGAUGACAAGUGGGGUCCACUUGGUAGCUUUAACUGGUUUGCGACUCAUGGAACUUCUAUGAGUCGUACAAAUUCAUUGAUAAGUGGAGAUAACAAAGGUGCUGCCGCAAGAUUUAUGGAAGACUGGUUUGAGCAGAAUGGUACUGAAAUCUCAUAUUCCAGUAGACUUGGAGCUGAUGGAAUCCCACGAAGAGUCUCAAACAUAAUUCCUAACCUUCAUAGUAACUACCAUGAAUUACUGGAGCUUGCUGCUUCCUUCCAGUCUCCUCCUGGUGGACCAGCAGACAGCAAUAUGAGCAUUGCAAGACGUGUCAGGGCUGGGCAGGCUAACAAGCCUGGAUUUGUUUCUGCCUUUUGUCAAUCAAACUGUGGUGAUGUUAGCCCAAAUGUUAUUGGAGCAUUCUGCAUAGACACUGGGCUACCUUGUGACUUCAAUCAAAGUACUUGUGAUGGGAAGAAUGAGUUGUGCUAUGGUCGAGGACCGGGUUACCCGGAUGAAUUUGAAAGUACGCGUAUAAUAGGAGAGAGGCAAUUCAGAAAAGCUGUAGAGCUUUUCAACAAAGCAUCCGAACAUUUAACUGGGAAGGUUGACUAUCGCCACACUAACAUAGAUUUCUCACAACUUGAGGUGACACUUCCUAGAGAGGGAGAGGGAGGAGGUUCUGAGGUGGUAAAAACAUGCUCUGCUGCAAUGGGAUUUGCAUUUGCUGCGGGAACAACAGAUGGACCAGGAGCUUUUGACUUUAAGCAAGGAGAUGACAAGGUAAUUGGUAAUAGCAAUUUUUUAUGGGCUGGGCAUUAUGAAAUGUUCUUGUUACAUUCAGGUCUUACAUGUUUUGCAAGGCUACUGUUUACUCUGAUGCUAUUUCAGGGAAAUCCUUUCUGGAAGUUGGUGCGCAACGUCCUCAAAACGCCAGACAGGGAACAAAUUGAUUGUCAACAACCAAAGCCCAUUUUGCUUGAUACUGGGGAAAUGAAGCAGCCAUAUGACUGGGCUCCUUCAAUACUUCCUCUCCAGGUCCUACGGAUAGGACAGCUAGUCAUUCUGAGCGUACCUGGAGAAUUUACAACAAUGGCUGGGAGGCGUCUCCGUGAUGCCGUGAAGACAGUGCUCACAAGUAAUGGUCAUGGCAAUGUCCAUGUUGUUAUAGCAGGGUUAACUAAUACCUAUUCGCAGUAUGUGACUACCUUUGAAGAGUACCAGGUUCAAAGAUAUGAGGGAGCCUCCACACUAUAUGGUCCGCAUACACUCAGUGCCUAUAUUCAGGAGUUCAAGAAGCUCGCAAGUGCCAUCAUUAGUGGUGAAGCUGUUGAACAAGGGCCACAACCCCCAGAUCUCUUGGAUAAGCAAAUAAGCUUACUUACCCCUGUUGUGCUUGAUGGAACAAGUAGUGGAGUAAAUUUCGGGGAUGUCAGCUUUGACGUUCCUAAAAAUUCAACCUUUAAAAAAGGUGACUUGGUGAAUGUUACCUUCUGGUCAGCUUGCCCCCGAAAUGAUCUCAUGACUGAAGGUACAUUUGUCCUCGUGGAGAUCCUCCAUGGAAAGGAUACAUGGGUUCCCGCUUAUGAUGAUGAUGAUUUCUGCCUGCGUUUUAAGUGGUCAAGACCCUCCAAACUCAGCACACACAGUCACGCAACGGUAGAAUGGAGAAUACCAGAAUCCACACCUACCGGUGUGUACAGGAUCAGACAUUUUGGUGCUUCAAAGAGUAUCUUGGGAUCAAUACGCCAUUUCACAGGUUCAUCAAGUGCUUUCGUGGUAGCAUGAAGAUCUCCUUACUGUUUAGGUAUGUAAGUUUUUUAAAUCUGUACGUGAGCUAUAUGAUACAUGCUUGGUUAGCUUGGGAAGGUCUCUUUAUUUGCGUAUAUAUGUCAGGCAGUGGCUAGCUAUUAGGUACCACUGCAUCAUAUUCCUGUAUUUGUAGCAUUAAAUUCAUUGCAUGUUUUUGCCCCA
This is a messenger RNA of Carya illinoinensis, 3051 nucleotides long. RefSeq names its product neutral ceramidase 2-like. Gene Ontology annotation, molecular function: N-acylsphingosine amidohydrolase activity. Bases 427 to 2865 code for a protein of 812 amino acids. Gene Ontology annotation, biological process: long-chain fatty acid biosynthetic process; ceramide catabolic process; sphingosine biosynthetic process. The record is from RefSeq and is a predicted model, not a curated record. The transcript is spliced from 9 exons. Lineage: Eukaryota; Viridiplantae; Streptophyta; Magnoliopsida; Fagales; Juglandaceae. Gene Ontology annotation, cellular component: extracellular region.